AAAAACGUCAGCGUCUUACAAACAAAGCAUGGAUCCUGUGCAUUGAACUAGAAAAUAUCAAUAUAUUAUAUAGCCAAGUGCUCAGCAUUCACUUUCCCAGCUUGAAGACGGCCUUGCUCUGGAAUGGGAAAAAUUAUAGAAAUCAAUGGUUUUAUUAGGUGAGUUUCAUUAUGAUUAACCAUUAUGGUAAAACUACUGUAUGUACGUCGGUUUCACCAUAUAAAUAUAAAUCGACUUCUCCUAGGCAUCAUUAUCUCUAAUGGAUGCUCUUAAAGCCUUUGUUCUAUACUUGAUCAUGUUGCAUACGUGCAAGAUCACUGCCACUAAUGCCACUUAUGGGGAAUGGAAGACAGCUACUGCAACUUACACCAAAGAAAAAGAUGGAUCAAUCAUUAUAGAAGGAGCUUGUGGGUAUGGAGAUCUCCACAGAGAAACCUAUGGUAAGUAUAGUGCUGGAUUGAGUAGCAUGUUGCUCAACAAAGGGAGUACCUGUGGAGCUUGCUUCGAGGUCAGGUGUGUAAAUCACAUCCUAUGGUGCCUGCGAGGUAGCCCCUCUAUCAUUCUCACUGCCACAGAUUUCUGUCCUCCAAAUUAUGGACUUUCAGCAGAUUAUGGUGGGUGGUGCAAUCUCCCCAUGGAACAUUUUGAAAUGUCAGAGGCAGCAUUCACUGAAAUUGCAGUAAGAAGAGCUGGUAUUAUUCCAGUUCAGUACAGGAGGGUAAAGUGUGAGAGGAAGGGUGGGAUGAGAUUCACAACAAGUGGGAGUUCAAACUUCUAUCAGGUCCUGAUUACAAAUGUAGGAUUAGAUGGUGAAGUUAUUGCUGUGAAAGUGAAGGGAUCAAGAACAGGAUGGAUACCUAUGGCAAGAAACUGGGGACAGAACUGGCAAGCCAAUGUCAACCUUACAGGACAGCCUCUUUCUUUUGAAGUCACUACUAGCAUAGGAAGAACACUCACAUCUUAUAAUGUUGCACCAGCAAACUGGCAAUUUGGUCAGACAUUUGCAGGCAAACAAUUCUAGCAUAAGAGGCUUUCAAGUUCCACUUUGAAAGAUAAGAAACUUGAAAUUUUGAGACCUUGGUGAAAAAAUAUAGUUGUAUUGAAUA
Messenger RNA from Hevea brasiliensis (rubber tree), 1106 nucleotides. RefSeq names its product expansin-A20. The record is from RefSeq and is a predicted model, not a curated record. The transcript has 3 exons. NCBI's taxonomy places the organism in Eukaryota, Viridiplantae, Streptophyta, Magnoliopsida, Malpighiales, Euphorbiaceae. Bases 260 to 1021 code for a protein of 253 amino acids. Gene Ontology annotation, cellular component: extracellular region. Gene Ontology annotation, biological process: plant-type cell wall organization.